Protopolystoma xenopodis is the source of this 168-nucleotide messenger RNA. The record is from the annotation of a GenBank genome assembly. NCBI's taxonomy places the organism in Eukaryota, Metazoa, Platyhelminthes, Monogenea, Polystomatidea, Polystomatidae.
GUGGCCAACUUUACGAACGUUGCAGUUACUUUCAAGGGCAUCAAGCGUGCUUUAGUUGAGUUCAGCACCGAACUUAUCAUGCACCAGGUUCGUAUAUUUAUCCGGCGUGGUGGGCCAAAUUACGAGGAGGGCUUGCGCACUAUGCUAGAGCUGGGUGAGUUUCCAUAA